Molecule: messenger RNA, 1726 nt
Organism: Exophiala mesophila
Lineage: Eukaryota; Fungi; Ascomycota; Eurotiomycetes; Chaetothyriales; Herpotrichiellaceae
Product: branched-chain amino acid aminotransferase
Exons: 1
Coding region: 246-1547 (433 amino acids)
Biological process (GO): L-leucine biosynthetic process; L-valine biosynthetic process
Cellular component (GO): mitochondrion
Molecular function (GO): branched-chain-amino-acid:2-oxoglutarate transaminase activity
Source: RefSeq, a predicted model, not a curated record
CUCCACAAUCCCGCUGGCUACCUUGAUGGCGCGGUCCGAUGGAUAUAACACCCAUUGCGCCCUCGUAAACCCCUGGACAUCCCUCUUCUCCUUCUAUCCCUGCUGAAGCUUUAUGAGUUAUUCUGAACCCUCGGUUUGUAUAGCGCACACACGCUUAUUCUCUCUGCCUUUAUCUCUGAUCCUCAGGCCGAUCUUUCCAGACCUCUGAAUUGAUUUGCCCUGCUGACUCUCACCCGUCCUACGCCAUGGCACCAAGCGCCGUGUCGCCCGUUUCACCUCCAUCUCCAACAUUGGACAGCACCGCCAAACUGACCAAAGCGGGCACCCUUACUACCCUGUCCCAGACCAUCUCGAGCGACAGCCCCGGAGUCGCGGAUCUCGAUGCUUCUAAACUGUCCAUCACCCGGACUCAGAACCCUAAGGUAGUGCCGGCCCCGGACUCCCCAGAAGUGUGGUCACAAAAUACUACCACCGACCACAUGUUGACUUGUCGCUGGACCGAACAAUCUGGCUGGGAUGCCCCCGAAAUUCUUCCAUACGGUCCCUUCUCCAUCAUGCCAACUGCGUCCGUAUUGCACUACGCUACCGAGUGUUUUGAAGGCAUGAAGGCAUAUCGUGGCCAGGAUGGCAAGGUCCGCCUGUUCCGCCCUGAGCGUAAUUCUGUUCGCUUCCUCAGCUCCGCUACCCGCAUUGCCUUGCCUGGCUUCCCUCCCCAGGAGUUUGUCAAGUUACUUAAGAAACUUGUGGGCGUCGAGGCUAAGAAAUGGCUCAGCGAGCCUGGUUCUUUUAUCUACAUUCGCCCUACCAUGAUCGCCACUGCGCCUGCUUUAGGUAUCCAGAAACCCAAAGAAGCUCUCUUAUACAUCAUCAUGGUCCUGUUUCCUAAUCUCGGUGGGCCCAGUCCGACCGCUGGACCGACGCCCACGCCAUCAUCCCUCGACAAAUCCUCCUUGGGGAUGCGUCUUCUUGCCUCCCGCCAUGAUAUGAUCCGUGCCUGGCCUGGCGGCUUUGGGAAUGCAAAAGUGGGCGCCAACUAUGGACCAACAUUGUUAGCACAAGGCGAAGCUCGCGCUCGGGGCUAUCACCAAAUCUUGUGGCUCUUUGGCGACCAAUCCUACGUGACUGAAGCCGGGGGUAGCAAUUUCUUUGUCUUAUGGACUAACGCAACUACGGGCCAGAAGGAGCUGGUCACCGCUCCGCUCGACGACGGCACCAUCCUCGCGGGAGUCACGCGGGCCUCGGUCCUGGACUUGGUCUCGGCCACACGGCCCGACAUUCAAAUUGUCCAGAGGCCAUUUACCAUGCAGGAGAUGAUUGAUGCUAAAUCCGAGGGCAGAUUGAUCGAGGCAUUUGGUGCAGGCACCGCUUUCUUCAUCGCCCCCGUGGCCGAUAUCCAUUUCCGAGGCAUCGACUUGACCUUGCCUCUGGGCGACGGCGUCCUGGGAGGGGAUGAAUUCGCCAUGUCCAUUAAGAACCAGUUGAUGGACAUCAUGUAUGGUAAGGUGAAGCAUGAUUGGGCUGUAGUGGUUGACGAGAUCGACUGCUGAUUCAAUCACUGCGGACUGCUCGCAUGGCCAUGGCUAAGCUUGUCAAUAUAUCUCAACCAUCCACCCAAAUCUCACCUUAUAUCCGGUCGUGGUGUGAAUUUAUCUGGUAUAUAAUCAAAACUUUCAUAGAUCAAUGAUAGAGCAUCAAGGCUGGCCCGGCCUUCAAUUCUCAGCCAGAA